Molecule: messenger RNA, 3422 nt
Organism: Phacochoerus africanus (Common warthog)
Lineage: Eukaryota; Metazoa; Chordata; Mammalia; Artiodactyla; Suidae
Gene: GTF3C4
Product: general transcription factor IIIC subunit 4
Biological process (GO): transcription initiation at RNA polymerase III promoter
Cellular component (GO): transcription factor TFIIIC complex
Molecular function (GO): protein binding; histone acetyltransferase activity
Source: RefSeq, a predicted model, not a curated record
GUCGCCUAGCAACGGCGGGGUCCUUCCUGGCUCGGCGGCGCUCCGGGCCUAAGGGGAAGAAGAAAACCGCCGCGGAGGGCGCUGGGGGCCGGCGGCCGCGGUGCAAGAGGCGGCAACCGGACGGCGACGCGGGGUUGGCGCGCCCGGGGUCCGGCUUCAGCCUCUGAGGGGAGAUGAAUACGGCCGACAAGGCCCGGGUGGGGCCCGCGGCCGACCGGCCUGCGCCGCCCGAGGAACAAGAGGGCGAGGCGGGCGGGAAGGGGCCGGUGGCGGACCCGGCCCCCGGGCCCAGCGCCGCGUUCCGCCUCCUGGUGACUCGGCGGGAGCCGGCCGUGAGGCUGCAGUAUGCGGUGAGCGGCCUGGAGCCGCUGGCGUGGUCCGAGGACCAUCGCGUGUCGGUGUCCACGGCCCGUAGCAUCGCUGUGCUGGAGCUCAUCUGCGACGUGCACAACCCGGGCCAGGACCUGGUUAUCCACCGCACCUCCGUGCCCGCGCCUCUCAACAGCUGCCUCCUCAAAGUUGGCUCAAAAACAGAAGUUGCUGAGUGCAAGGAGAAAUUUGCCACCUCUAAGGACCCCACAAUCAGUCAGACGUUCAUGCUGGAUAGGGUGUUCAACCCUGAGGGGAAGGCUCUGCCCCCGCUGAGAGGGUUCAAGUACACCAGCUGGUCCCCCAUGGGUUGUGACGCGAACGGCAGGUGCCUCUUGGCGGCACUGACCAUGGACAACCGCCUGACCGUCCAGGCCAACCUCAACAGACUGCAGUGGGUCCAGCUGGCCGACCUGACCGAGAUUUACGGGGAACGCCUGUACGAGACCAGUUACAGGUUCUCUAGUGAGGCCCCGCAAGGGAGCCUCGGGGAUUUUGCUGAGUUUCAGAGGAGGCACAGCAUGCAGACCCCCGUCAGGAUGGAGUGGUCGGGCAUCUGCACCACGCAGCAGGUCAAGCACAACAACGAGUGCCGCGACGUGGGCAGCGUGCUCCUGGCAGUCCUCUUCGAAAACGGCAACAUCGCCGUGUGGCAGUUCCAGCUCCCGUUUGUAGGAAAGGAGUCUAUCUCUUCGUGCAACACGAUUGAGUCAGGCAUCACCUCUCCUAGUGUUUUGUUUUGGUGGGAGUACGAGCACAGCAACCGGAAAAUGAGCGGCCUGAUUGUGGGGAGUGCUUUCGGACCUGUAAAAAUUCUUCCCGUCAAUCUCAAAGCCGUCAAGGGCUACUUCACCUUGAGGCAGCCCGUCGUCUUGUGGAAGGAGAUGGACCAGUUGCCGGUUCACAGCAUCAAGUGCGUGCCGCUCUAUCACCCCUACCAGAAGUGUAGCUGUAGCCUCGUGGUGGCCGCGAGAGGAUCCUACGUGUUUUGGUGUCUUCUUCUCAUCUCCAAAGCGGGUCUGAAUGUUCACAAUUCCCACGUCACAGGCCUUCACUCGCUGCCCAUCGUCUCCAUGACGGCGGACAAGCAGAACGGGACGGUCUACACCUGCUCCAGCGACGGGAAGGUGAGGCAGCUGAUUCCCAUCUUCACGGACGUGGCCUUGAAGUUCGAACACCAGCUGAUUAAGCUGGCGGACGUGUUCGGCUCCGUGAGGACACACGGGAUAGCAGUGAGCCCCUGCGGCGCGUACCUGGCCGUCAUUACAACGGAGGGCAUGGUCAACGGCCUCCACCCCGUGAACAAAAACUACCAGGUUCAGUUCGUGACCCUCAAAACCUUUGAGGAGGCAGCGGCUCAGCUUCUGGAAUCUUCAGUUCAGAAUCUCUUUAAGCAGGUCGAUUUAAUAGACCUGGUGCGCUGGAAGAUUUUAAAAGAUAAACACAUCCCGCAGUUUUUACAAGAGGCUUUGGAAAAAAAGAUGGAAAGCAGCGGGGCCACCUAUUAUUGGCGUUUCAAGCUCUUCCUCCUGAGGAUUUUGUAUCAGUCGAUGCAGAAAACUCCAGAAGCCUUGUGGAAACCCACCCACGAGGACUCGAAAAUCUUACUCGUUGACUCACCUGGGAUGGGCAACGCCGAGGACGAACAGCAAGACGAAGGCACGUCCUCCAAACCGGUGAACAAGCCAGGCCUCCAGGAGAGGAGCAAAGAAGGAGACGCAGAGGACGCGGCGGCGGCGGCGGCGGCGGAGUCGCCCACUCAGGCCGGGGACACCGGAGGCCGCGAGCCCAUGGAGGAGAAGCUCCUCGAGAUCCAAGGGAAGAUCGAAGCUGUGGAAAUGCACCUGACCCGGGAGCACAUGAAGCGCGUCCUGGGCGAAGUCUACCUGCACACCUGGAUCACAGAAAACACUAGCAUCCCCACCAGGGGACUCUGUAACUUCUUAAUGUCGGAUGAAGAGUACGACGACCGGACAGCCCGGGUGCUCAUCGGACACAUCUCCAAGAAGAUGAACAAGCAGACGUUCCCUGAGCACUGCAGUUUGUGUAAAGAGAUCCUGCCCUUCACAGAUCGCAAGCAGGCCGUCUGCUCCAAUGGCCACAUUUGGCUCCGGUGCUUUUUAACCUACCAGUCCUGCCAGAGUUUGAUAUACAGAAGGUGUUUGCUCCAUGACAGCAUUGCCCGCCACCCAGCUCCAGAAGAUCCUGACUGGAUUAAGAGGUUACUGCAAAGCCCCUGCCCCUUCUGCGAUUCUCCUGUCUUCUGACACCAGCGACGGGAGGAUGGAAGGGCGUGCGCUGUGGCCUGAGAGCCGGGCCGCGCUGGAGUAAGCCCGGCCUCGGCGCGGAGAGCACUCUUCACGCCUGCACGUGGGCCCGGGGACGCCCUGUCCCGGGACUAAGGGGCGUCUUUAAAGUGACCGAGGGCAGAGAUUCCAGGCCAUCUUGAGACGAGCGUCAGCCCCGCUCCUCACCCAGGGAGGAGCACUUACGCCUCGAGUCUCUGGACCGAAGCCCCGUCACCCUCAGAACAGAGCGCGCCCUGCCGGGGAGGAUGCCUGAGGGCCUGGCGGGGCUCGGGCUUUCAUCCUGGCCUUGGUCUGGAGCUGCGCGUGGCUCCGGGGAGCUCCAGUGACCUGGUACGUGGUAUGCAGCGUCCCAGCGGAUGUUAAAUGUCUGAAAUGACACGCGGGCCUGACUGUUCUCAGCAAAGAGCUGCGUAUCUGCAUAUCCCGCCAGUCAUUGUUCAUGCGUAUUGGAAACAUUUUCUUAAAACUAUAUAUUUUUCAGAAGUUGAAGCCAAGACUAAAGUUGGUUUUAGUGUUUCAAAAACCAGCUGACUCUUGUAAGUUAAUAAUUGCUAUUUUUAAUGACCUCUCCCACGGCAUCAGGUGUCCUGCCCCACUCCUGUGUGUGUGUACACGCCAGGUACCCCCUCACCUGCGUCACAUUGCUCUUCAGCCUCACUGUGACGACCAGGCGACCUCUUUGUACAAAGAGGAAAAAGAAUGCCUUCUCCUUUUAGUAUUACAUUAAAACACUUAGUAUUUUAA